AUGAAUAACCUCUCCGAUCUUAACAAUCCGGAGGCAGCCAAGGAGGACCGCGGAUACGCCUCUGCGGAUGACGCAGCGCCUAAACCGUUCGCCCGCGCCAAACUUAAGCGAGGAAGUCCAUCUCCAUGGACAGUGGAAGAGCACAAGCGAUUCCUUAUUGGAUUGGGAAAGCUUCGGAGAGGAGAUUGGAAAGGAAUCUCUCGCAAUUAUGUCAUGACUCGCACACCCUCUCAAGUCGCUAGUCAUGCUCAGAAGUACUUCCUUUAUCAGAGAAAACUCAAUCACCGUCCCCAUCUCCGACGUUCUAGCAUCUUUGACAUGAAAGGAUAUGGGCUAGAUUAG
Salvia splendens (bonfire salvia) is the source of this 342-nucleotide messenger RNA. Its product is annotated as transcription factor MYB1R1. NCBI's taxonomy places the organism in Eukaryota, Viridiplantae, Streptophyta, Magnoliopsida, Lamiales, Lamiaceae. The transcript has 2 exons. Gene Ontology annotation, biological process: response to gibberellin; response to ethylene. The record is from RefSeq and is a predicted model, not a curated record. Gene Ontology annotation, molecular function: DNA binding. The coding region runs from base 1 to 342 and encodes 113 amino acids.